AUGGGUAGAUCCCCUAAUUUUGAUGAUCAGAGUGGUCUGAAUAAAGGUUCAUGGACAGUCGAAGAAGAUCAGAAGUUGAUUGAUUACAUUAAAAGAAAUGGCCAGGGCCGCUGGAGAGGUCUCCCCAAGCUUGCAGGCCUCAAAAGGUGCGGCAAGAGUUGCAGAUUAAGGUGGACUAACUACCUGAGGCCUGAUAUCAAGAGAGGGAAAUUCUCUGAAGAAGAGGAAAGAAUUAUCAUCAACCUUCAUGCAGUUGUUGGAAACAAGUGGUCUAAGAUUGCAACUCAUCUUCCAGGGCGAACUGAUAAUGAUAUCAAGAACUAUUGGAAUACUCGCUUAAGAAAGAAGCAGCUACAAAUGGGACUUGAUCCAGAUACCCACAAUCCGAGGAUAGAAUUCAAUAACCUUACACAGUUGCUUACGACGGAGAGUGUUGGUAACAUCAUUAGUACUCCAUUGGACAAUGAACUAAGUCUACAAGCAAUUUCUGCACAGCUAGCAAUAAUCCAGAUACUGCAAAAUUUAUACAUGCAAGUUAUGAAUUCAUCAGUUGCAGCUCCUAAUAUAGAUAACAAGACUAGUACUGGUCUUUUUGGUUCUCAGAAUAGUAACCUCUCUGGAGGGAACUUCAAUAGAGCUAGCAUGGUCAGAGAUCAAGAAUGGAACCGGGAUAGCAAUCCUGGGGCACCUAAUGAGUUGAACACUAUUUCCAACACCCUUCCAAUGUAUGAGGGAUUUAACAACAAUACUUACAACAACUUGAGCAACUGCUACGAUAUGCAGAACUUUGAAAACCAACGUCCUGAGUCGGUUUCAGCAUCAUCUCCUGGGACUUGUACUGCCAAUAACCGAAUGAAUAGCUCGAGUACAAGUGAUAUUCAAGAUGCAGGUCAGUCAUCACCCACUUCUUCCAUCUUUGAGUCUUGGAAGAAACUCAUGGAUAUUGACACAAGUGAAUCCUACUGGAGUGAUAUUCUACAUUACAAUGAAGAUAUACAAAAGGUCACAUUGAAGAAUUCUCCUGAAAAUUUGAAGUUAACAUCACAUGAUAUUCAAAAGGAUAUUGUAAGUGUUAUCUCAAUUGAAAUUGUUAAUAGAAUUGAUCAUGUCCUUGGUGAUUCCUUAUUUGCUAUUCUAGUUGAUGAAUCUCGAGAUAUGUCUUGUAAGGAACAAAUGGCCAUUGUAUUACGUUAUGGGGAUGCUGGAAAAGUGAUUGAGCAUUUUGUGGGUGUUGAGCAUGUUACAAAUACCAAUGUUGUCACAUUGAAGGCAACUAUUGAUGAUUUUUUAUGUAGAACUAGAUUGAGUAUGUCAAGGAUACGAAGUCAAGGAUAUGAUGGAGCAACAGUGGCAAAAAAUCACACUAUGGUUUCAGAUUUCUUCACUUUGGUUUCUAAUGUGGUAAAUGUGGUUGGAGCAUCAGCUAAAAGACAUGACAUUCUUCGAGAGAAACAUGGUGAUAACAUAUUAGAAGCACUUGAAAACAAUGAGUUUUCAAGUGGACAAGGCUGA
Argentina anserina (silverweed cinquefoil) is the source of this 1512-nucleotide messenger RNA. Its product is annotated as transcription factor MYB53-like. The record is from RefSeq and is a predicted model, not a curated record. The coding region runs from base 1 to 1512 and encodes 503 amino acids. The transcript has 4 exons. NCBI's taxonomy places the organism in Eukaryota, Viridiplantae, Streptophyta, Magnoliopsida, Rosales, Rosaceae.